CGAUUAUAUAUAUCAAAUUAUAUGUCAAAUUCAAAACAGAAUUCAGUUAAAUUUACGCUUUCUUUUUAAAUGAUAUAGGAAAUGUUACACGAGGUGUUAUUUUCGCUGUGGCAUUGCCCUGGUGAUCUGUUUAAGGAAAGCGAAGAAAAUGAUUGGGUUGAAUCCAUUUCCAUGCAGGAAUUCCUUCAUCCUGGCGAAAAAAAACUUCUGCAGAAAAUCCUGAAAAUAUCACUCAAUUACCAUAACAUAGAAAAAUUCCGAAAGUCCAUCGAUAGCUUGGGUCAAUGGGGAGUUGCUCAAAUGAAAGAUAAUAUUUGCAUAAUCCAAGCUGAUUCAUACCUGAUUGUCUUUUGCAAUGGCUUGGAUAAUGUUCUGGAAGAUUAUCGCAAGGAAAUUAUUGGAUUGGAAGAGAAGUUCCUGGAAAAUCCACAUUUAACAUUGACUUAUGUUCUCGCCACUAUGGAGAAAUAUGUCAUGCUCUUUGAUAUGAUUAAAUCUAUGAUUCGAACAAUCACGAAUGAGCAAAUCCAUGGAUGCCUUUUGAUGGGCCGUCUCCACAUGUACACAAUUUCUGGAAUUCCACAAAUUGUUACAGCGGCAAACAAAAUAAUUCAAAGUGUGAAUACAAUGUUCUACAGGCAUCUGGCAAAUUGGAUUAUAUAUGGAGAUUUAAUGGAUGCGAACAACGAAUUCUUCAUAAGAGAUUGCAAAUGCGAUGACGAGAAUUUUCAGUUUCCAGAACAGAUCGAGUCUGUUCAAAAUGUGGAUUCACACGUUUCUAAUAUAAAAAAGUCUCGAGUGCGUAAACCGUGCACUGUGAGGAAAUUUGAGAUCAGACCUGAUAUGUUACCAUCGAUCCUUCCGUUGGAAACGGCUGAAAGUAUUUUGUACAUGGGACGUAUAGUGUGGAUCAUAAGCAACGACCCAAAACGUAAGGACGAUGUGCAGAAGAUGAAAUUCAGACGCGAUAUUUGGGAAGGAAGGAGCGUCGAGUUCUAUAAGAAGAUAGAACAGCUGGAAACUCAAACAUUCAAUUUAGUCAAUUUCGAAAGGACCAUUCAAGUGUGCAAGAAUACGGUCACAAAUUAUUUAUGGGGUGUUAUGGUGGAAGAAGCUGAACUUUUGGAGCAUUUGCAAAUAAUAAGGGAUUAUUAUGCCUUGGGUCGUGGAGAGUUAUUCCAACAAUUUAUCGUCGUCGCUGAAGAACACCUCAAGCAAAUUCCAAAUUAUUAUAUCGUAAAGAAUCUCAAUACAGUGUUCAACGAAACUGCGCGAAAGAUGUACGGAGAAAAUGAUAAAUCGUACAUGAAAUUUGAGCUUACAAUGCCGAACCAUUUGGAAUCGAAGAACUACGCAUCUAACCCGAUGUCCAAUUUGGAAAUAUACUUUGAUAUUAAUUGGCCAUUGCACAUCAUAUUCCAUCCUAAAGUGAUGUCGCUUUACAAUAGACUGUUCAGUUUCCUUUUGAGGUUGAAAAAGACGCACAUCGAUUUACACACAUUAUGGUUGAAUCACAUGGAGAAAAAAGUGAAAAUCGAUCGAGGUGUUUGGACAUUGAGGCAUAACUUGAUGUUCCUGGUGAACAAUCUUCAAUACUACUUUCAAGUCGACGUUAUCGAAGCCCAUUUCUCGCUGCUCAAAACUGCGAUCAAAAGCGCAACGGAAUUCAAAGAUAUCAUACGUAUGCACUCGACUUUCUUAAGUAAUUUGAUGAGCAAAACGUUUGUAAUGUGUUUGGAUGAUAAUACUGGCAAGGAUCGAGGGAAUAAUCUGUACCAAUUGCCUUCGUUGAAUUUUGAAAGAGAAAACAUUGUUUACAAUAUAAUCGUACAGCUGUUGGAGCUCUGCAACAAGUUCUGCUUGUUGGCAUCGACCUGGAGCGGCGAACUCUCCGAUCUAGAGCUGAAUGACCUGGAGGAUUUCCAAACGCAAUCGGACACCAUCACCGAGACUCUGAUGAGAGCGCUCUUUUCUCUCCACGAGAAAGUCUCCGGUCACCAUCUGUUGCAGUUGCUGCACCGGUUGGACUUUAAUCGAUGGUACACGAAGAGAAAGCCCGAUUUUAAUAUUACAAUAGGUUGAAUACGAGAGAGAAAAAAAAUCCAACUUGUUUAUUUAUUUUGU
Molecule: messenger RNA, 2124 nt
Organism: Nicrophorus vespilloides
Lineage: Eukaryota; Metazoa; Arthropoda; Insecta; Coleoptera; Silphidae
Gene: Grip75
Product: gamma-tubulin complex component 4
Exons: 10
Coding region: 82-2082 (666 amino acids)
Biological process (GO): spindle assembly; cytoplasmic microtubule organization; meiotic cell cycle
Cellular component (GO): spindle pole; centrosome; gamma-tubulin complex
Molecular function (GO): gamma-tubulin binding; microtubule minus-end binding
Source: RefSeq, a predicted model, not a curated record